This is a messenger RNA of Striga asiatica, 1014 nucleotides long. Lineage: Eukaryota; Viridiplantae; Streptophyta; Magnoliopsida; Lamiales; Orobanchaceae. The record is from the annotation of a GenBank genome assembly.
AUGGCAACUGAGUGGUUGCAGGCCAAGGAGCUGGGAUAUUAUCGUUCAAAUCACAGAGGAAGCUCACCCCUGCAGAUUUGUCGAACACGACAUCUGAUGGCAAGCUCGGAAGAAGGCAUCCUGAUUCUAAUCUCCCAAAAACACAAACAGACAACAUCAAAUGAGACGGUACAGGCCCAUAAACCCAAAACUACUGUAUGCAAGCAAAAAACUACGGAAACUUACCCUGAGUACCAACUGGAGAAGACGAGUCACGGCCAGAGGAACAUAUCAGCACGAAAAAAUUUCACUCCGAGCGAUGCAGCACAAUUCAAGGCCUGCAAGUUCGUGACAAAGCUCUGCCUUUGCAGUCCCCGAAGAACCUCCUUCGCCCCAUUAACCUCAAGCUUGCUCCCGAGCCACCGGAGCACGAUGCUCUUACAGUCGCUAACCCGAGUCGACAGGUCAGCCAGUGCAUGGGACCCACCAUCCACUUUCAGCAAAGUAUACGCUUUCUGGGCCAGCUUUCUAGAAGCAUCCAGAACCGCAUUCUGGCAGACCUGCUCACAGCACUCAUUCACGCUGUCAAUCUUUCCGCAAGCAGCCAGGAGGCUCGAUGAGUCCACAGUGCCCUCAAACUCGGCCACGUCAGCGACAGGGCACGAGCCUUGGGUGAGAUUCGAGGCCCGAACAGAACAUAUUCGAGACAGGUCCUCGUUGGCUCCCUGGCCCGCGAGGGCCCGUUCGAAGUCCGAGAGGCAGUGGGCCGCGGUUGACCCGUUGAGGGCGAGGGAGCCCGUUUUCUUGCUCGACUGGCCCAUGAGGAUUGCCAGGGUGGCGUCUACCUGGGGGCAGCAGACCACGUUGGCGAGGAGAGGGGCAAAUGCGGCCAUGCAAUUGGUGGACGUGACAGUCAUCAUGUUCGAGAGGGCUGUGAAGUUCAGUGGGCAGUGUCCUGUAAUUUUGAAGAUUAGCAUUCUUGAGUUCAGAAUUUUAAGAAGCAAAAAGGGGGGAAGAAGUGGCGAUUAUGAAUAA